AUGGACGUGAACGGUACAGGAAAGAGUUUUAUAUUUGGCACUAGUGGAAGUAAAAUUGUAAAUCAAUGUAUUUCUAAAAAUAAAUUAAAAUGGGUUUGUUAUGGUAAAUUUGAAAAUAUUGAAUAUCAUGAUAAAGGAGAAUUUGGUACUAUAUAUAUAGCUAAAUAUAUUAGUAUUGAAGUAAUUCUUAAAUAUUUUGAUUAUCUUAAUAAUUCAGAUGAAAGUUUAAAUGAAUUGUUAAAUGAAUGGAAAAUUAUUAAUUCAGAUGAAAUUAUUAACAUAUAUGGAUUUACAAACAAGAAUAGUUUAAAAAGAUAUUUAACAGAAAUAACAAAAAGUUGGGAACAAAAAUUAUUUUAUUUAUUUCAAAUUAUUAAUAAGGGUCUUAAUGAUAUUCAUAAAAAAGAUCUUAUUCAUUAUAACUUUCAUAAUGGUAAUAUUUUAUGUAACAAGUAUGAAGAAGAUAUAUAUGGAAUUUUUAUUAGUGAUUAUUUAGGAUUAUAUCAACUUGCAAAAUCUUUUUUAAAAGAAAAUGAUAUCUAUGGAGUUUUAUCAUUUAUAGCACCUGAAAUUUUAAGAUUAUAUUCAAGCUAGUGAUAUAUAUAGUUUUUCUAUAAUUAUGUGGGAAUUUACAUCUGAAAUUCCACCAUUUAAUGAUAAAGCGCAUGAUCUUCAACUUGCCUUAAGUAUUUGUAAAGGUGAACGUCCUGAAAUUAUUGAAAAUACUCCACAAUGUUAUAUAGAUUUAAUGAAAAAAUACUGGGAUGAAGA
Messenger RNA from Rhizophagus irregularis DAOM 181602=DAOM 197198, 771 nucleotides. NCBI's taxonomy places the organism in Eukaryota, Fungi, Glomeromycota, Glomeromycetes, Glomerales, Glomeraceae. The record is from RefSeq and is a predicted model, not a curated record.